AUGAAAUUCUUUUCUUAUAUUAUUUACGCCUCCAUAUUAUGCAACAUUCUUACAGUGACAAUAGUCAUAUAUCACUCUUUUUUACUCUUAUUAGACGAAAAUUUUUUAUAUAAUUUUAAAUAUAAUGCUAUAUAUAAAAAAUCGAUAGAAUUUAAUACACCAAAUGUUUUCCUUCUUUUUAGCAUAAAAAGGUAUUUAACUCCUGCAUUGAAUAAUAAAGCAUUUUGCUCAUUUUACGAUAAUUCACAAAGAAAAAAAAGAAGGUUUUAUAAAAGCUCGUUUACAGCUUACCUUUAUUCUCUCUUUUGUAAAAAAAAAAAAGCACAUGUAAUUUUAAAAAAAUUCUUUGUUUGUAUUUAUAAUUAUUAUAAUAUAAUAGCAAACGGAAUUCAACUUUUAACAUGUCUCAAAAAAGACACAAAAAAAAAAAUUGAUGCUGCAUAUACUUCCUAUUUUGCUCUCGCAAAUGGAAUAAAGAAGCACUCGUCUGAUAUAAGAGAAAAAGCAAAGCAAUUCAAUGAGAAUAUUGAUAAAGAAGAAAAGAGAUGGGAUGCCACUAAUAAAAGGGAAGUGUCAAAAUGGGGAACAAACGAAAAGGAGCAAUAUUCUAAGCCGAACAGGAAAGGACACAAUGAUGAAAGGAACAUCCUUUUCAGCUUCGAAAAUAAAGAUAUACUGAACGGGAAGAAUAAAACAAGGAGUGAUGUAUGUGGAAGUGGUAAUCUUCAACAGAAGAGUUAUAGUGGCUGUAGUACUCCCAUUUUGAAGGAUGACAAAAGAAAUUAUUACAAUUUUGAAAGAAGUAGUUUAUUAAAUACAAAAUAUUACCUUACAAAAAAAAUAAAAAAUAUUUUUAGAAAAACCAGUUUAAAGAGUCCAAAUGAAGUUGACGUUAUUUAUAUGCCUGAUACCAUAGUAAAAAAACGAGAGCUGGUAAACAAUUUAAAAUGCAAAAAUUGCAUAGUUAAUGCAGAGAAAUAUUUGUAUUCCUUAAAAAUAAGAAGUGAACAUAUUGAUGAUGAUGCUAGUAAACUUCUGUCAGAAGCGAAGUCAACCGAUGUGCAAGUGUAUUAUGAUUAUGAGCAUAUGCUUCAUGCGGGUAAUGAACUUUAUAAGGGAAAGGAAGAAAAUGAGGGGAAAGAAGCAGAAAAAGGAAAAGUAGAAAAGGAAGCAGUAAAAGGAGAGGAAGAAGUAAUCGCAGAAAUAGAAGCGGCGGUAGUAGCAACAACAGCAGCCGAAACCGAAGCAGGAGGGACAAGCAAAAAAAAAGCACCAUCGAACGUAGACUUCCGCCCCUUACACUGGUUCGUGGGCAAAUACAAAAUGAUCGAUUUUACAAAGCGUCUGUUCUUAACAAGCUCGGAUAAGAGAAAAGAAAAAACAAUGUACCUACAAAUAGACAGGUACUAUCCGAAGAAAAUAAAUUAUUCCAUAAAAGAAAAAAUGGGGGAAGGUGCGUACGGGGAAAUAUGGUAUGCUAUAAACAUAAAUAAAGAUUUUCCUUUUAAAGAUGUAGUGUUAAAAAAAAUACUAAUAAAUAAAGAUGAACAGACGUCUGAAUUAAAUGCUAUGAGAGAAGUAUAUUUUGGAGAAAAAUUAAAAAAUUAUGAUAACAUAAGUCGUUUUAUUGAAUAUUUUAAAGAAUAUGAAAUUGAUGAAAAUAAGGAACAACAUAUGUAUGUAUGGUUAGCAUUUGCAAAUGAAGGGUAUUCCUUAUCAAAACAUCUUUUCGAUACCGAUACGAAUAACUCAGGAAUGCUUACACCUAGUAAAUUAUGGUGGAGUAUAAAAAAACAAAAUAUAGGAAUGUUAGUGUUAAAAGAUUUAUUACGUCAAAUAUUAAACGGAAUUAAUAUUGCACAUAAAAAAGACAUUACGCAUAGAGAUAUUAAAAUGGAAAAUAUAUUUGUGUCCUCAAGCACACCAUUCACUGUUCGAAUUGGUGAUUGGGGUAGUGCUAUUGAAUUUUCAAAUGAUAAAUUUUUUUAUACACCAUCCGAGAAUGAAGAAACAGAGGGUUAUCAACCCCCGGAAUCUUUAUUUGGUCACAUGAAAAAUAAUUUUAUGCGUUUACCAUAUUAUGACAUGUGGGGUAUUGGCAUUGUAUUUUUGCAAUUUGUCUUAGGUACUAAAAAUCCUUUAGAAGUCAAAAAUAAAAGAAUUGAAAUGAAACUUAAAAAUUUGUAUUCAAAAUAUUCUACAAACAUUUUAAAAGAAGCUAUAUUUUUGCAAAGCUUAUCUGAAUUAUGCUUAACUCCAUGGUCGAAUUCAUCGGACCAUUUAAUAUUACUUCAUAAUAAGCCAUCUUAUUCGUCUAUAUAUAAUAAUAAUAGCAUUAUUAACAAAUUGAAAUAUUACAUUAAUAAUAACCUGAUUAAAAUAAAAAAGCAUACCUCCAAUAUUAUUUAUAAUAUCAUUUCGAAUAAAUAUAAUUCUUUAAUAUCUAUACCUACUUCUCCUCUAUGCUCAGACUGGAAAUGUGUGCAUAAGUAUAAAGCACAAUUUCCUUCGAACGAAAAAUAUUUCCCCGUUGACGUUGUAUACGGAAACGUUACUAAACCGCUUAAUAAACAUGGAAAAGACUUUUUUUACAACAACAGUAACAACAGUAAUGCUUGUAAUGAUGAACAAUUCGAGAAAAUUUUGAUGGAAAGGGACCCAUCGGGAGUUGGACUCCCAAAUAAAAACGCGAGAAAUUUGUUGAAGAGUUUACUAAACUUUGAUUAUUCUACUCGUAUAACUGCUGAACAGGCUCUCAACCACGCAUGGUUCACGGAAAAUUAA
Plasmodium malariae is the source of this 2784-nucleotide messenger RNA. Its product is annotated as serine/threonine protein kinase, putative. Gene Ontology annotation, cellular component: cytoplasm; nucleus. Lineage: Eukaryota; Apicomplexa; Aconoidasida; Haemosporida; Plasmodiidae. The record is from RefSeq and is a predicted model, not a curated record. The coding region runs from base 1 to 2784 and encodes 927 amino acids. The transcript has a single exon. Gene Ontology annotation, molecular function: ATP binding; protein serine/threonine kinase activity. Gene Ontology annotation, biological process: intracellular signal transduction; protein phosphorylation.